AUGAAGAGCACUCUCCUCACCGCGGCCGUGCUGUUGGGCGCGGCCCAGGCCGAAGUCCACAAGCUGAAGCUGAAGAAGGUCCCCAUCGAGGAGCAGCUUAACUCUGUUCCCAUCGAGCACCAAGUCAGACAGCUCGGCCAGAAGUACAUGGGCGCCCGCCCUGACAGCCAUGCCGAUGCCAUGUUCAACCAGAAGCCCUUCACAAGCACUGGCGAGCACCCCGUGCCUGUGAGCAACUUCAUGAACGCUCAGUACUUCUCCGAGAUCGAGAUCGGUACCCCUCCCCAGACCUUCAAGGUUGUUCUGGACACUGGUAGCUCCAACCUGUGGGUUCCUUCCCAGCAGUGCGGCAGCAUUGCAUGCUACCUGCACUCCAAGUAUGACUCUUCGUCGUCGUCCACCUACAAGUCCAACGGCUCCGAGUUCGAGAUCCACUACGGCUCUGGCAGCUUGACUGGUUUCGUCUCCCAGGAUGACGUCUCCAUUGGCGAUCUUAAGAUCAAGAAGCAGGACUUUGCCGAGGCCACCAGCGAGCCUGGCCUUGCCUUUGCCUUCGGCCGCUUCGACGGCAUUCUCGGUCUUGGUUACGACACCAUUUCCGUCAACAAGAUUGUCCCCCCCUUCUACAACCUUGUUAACCAGAAGGCUAUUGACGAGCCUGUCUUUGCCUUCUACCUCGGCGACACCAACGAGGAGGGCGAUGAGAGCGAGGCUACCUUUGGUGGCCUCGAUGACUCUCACUACGAGGGCAAGAUCACUUACAUCCCCCUCCGCCGCAAGGCUUACUGGGAGGUCGACCUCGAUGCCAUUACCCUUGGCGACGAGACCGCUGACCUUGAGGGACACGGGGCCAUCCUUGACACCGGUACUUCUCUGAACGUCCUCCCCUCUGCUCUUGCUGAGCUGCUCAACAAGGAGAUCGGUGCCAAGAAGGGCUACAACGGCCAGUACUCUGUUGAGUGCUCCAAGCGUGACGAGCUUCCCGACAUCACCUUCACUCUCUCUGGCUACAACUUUAGCAUUUCCGCUUACGACUAUGUCCUGGAGGUCUCUGGCAGCUGCAUCUCUACCUUCCAGGGCAUGGACUUCCCCGAGCCGGUCGGCCCCCUUGUCAUCUUGGGAGAUGCCUUCCUGCGCCGGUGGUACUCUGUUUACGACCUCGGCAAGAACGCCGUUGGUCUGGCCAAGGCUAAGAAAUAA
Molecule: messenger RNA, 1200 nt
Organism: Colletotrichum abscissum
Lineage: Eukaryota; Fungi; Ascomycota; Sordariomycetes; Glomerellales; Glomerellaceae
Product: eukaryotic aspartyl protease
Exons: 3
Coding region: 1-1200 (399 amino acids)
Biological process (GO): proteolysis
Cellular component (GO): fungal-type vacuole
Molecular function (GO): aspartic-type endopeptidase activity
Source: RefSeq, a predicted model, not a curated record